UUGAUAAUACUGUCAUUAAUGCACCAAAUCUGACAGCUACUGGAAUAACCGAUCCAUAUUCAAGAGACAUAACUAGAUGGCCAGAAUAUAAAGUACGCUUUGGCAUCAAGGAUAAGGCCCUACAAUUUAAUCAUUUUGCAACUGAAACGGAAAUGGCUGGCAGAAAGGAGAUUAUAGAAGGGCAAAUGAAAGUGGUCAUGGCUUUCAACUCUACGACCGACGUUGUUACAUACCACAGAACCAGAAAUGUUGUAAACAUACAAGAUGCAGCCAUAGCAGCUUCUCCAGAAAGACAGCGGCAGACCGGAUUGGCUCAUGGAAUUGGAAUGGCCAUAGUUUGGUG
Molecule: messenger RNA, 343 nt
Organism: Paraglomus brasilianum
Lineage: Eukaryota; Fungi; Glomeromycota; Glomeromycetes; Paraglomerales; Paraglomeraceae
Source: the annotation of a GenBank genome assembly